UCAUGGGAUACAAAAUGUCUCCUAAGAGUGCUGGCUAAUGCUAAUUUAACGAAAGAUAAUCGCGAAUAAAUAUAUAUGUUACUGUUCUUUUAGCUGUUGACGUGUCAGUGUAUAUAUGUGAUACAUUAGCGGUGUUCUGCUGUGGCCAUGUCAACGAAAGCGGAGUCGAGGGUGUCCAGCUCCAGCUCGAGCUCCAGGACAGAUGAGAGGAAGAGAUCAACGAGUUCAGGCCGAGAAAAAACGAAGCGGAAACGCAGUCGUAGUAGGUCUUCCUCGUCCUCCUCUUCUAGGUCGUCUUCGUCAUCUUCAUCCUCAUCGUCCUCUUCUUCGUCGGGCUCAUCAAACUCAUCCAGCAACAGUCGGAGUAGCUCCAGCAGUAGCGACUCCCACAGUAAAUCCAGAAAGCAGUCUAAGAAAAGUAAAAAGGAGAAACAACACAAAAAACAGAAAGGGAAGAAAGAAAAACGACACAAACGUAAAAAAGACAAGAAAGCAAAAGGAGGAGAGGAAAACGCGGGACCUGUACAGAUCUCCAAGUACUUGAAGGACAAGAAAAAGGGCAAGUACAGCAUGAUUUCAGGGAAGAAGAUAAAGAUGAAAGUAAAGAAGUCAAAGAAAGACAAACAGCGGGAUAAAAAUCGAGCAGAACUUCUUGAUUUCUUGAACUCCACCCUGUGAUGCCACUGUGGACGGCAGUAAUAGUGCUCGGACACGUCGGCAGAACUCAGGAAACAACGACUCAGCUUUCCAGGAGAACAACAAUGAAGAGUUUUCUGAAAAAAAAAUGAUGAUGAAUACAACUUGCAUUGACACGUAGGAAGCAUCGAGCCGGAUGGAGUGAAGGAGCUGUGUUCGGACCACAUGGCACUGUCCAGGUGGUGGAUUAUUCAACUUGGCCUGAUAGCUUUUGUGAUAUGAGAAAUGUUUGUGUCACCAAAAUUUCGAUCCAUAAUUAACUACAUCAGAUGAAGGCCAACGACCAGCUUCUCAACUUAGUUUGCUGUUUGAACGUAUGGUCACCCCUUCAAAAGUGAACUCCAUCGUUUUAUUCCUAUAACAUUGUCGGAUUCACAGUGGACCAGAGAAUUUUUCUUUCUCUUCUCUUUCAUCUUUUUUCUUUCAUGAAUUAUUUUUCAAAACCAGCCGCCCACAUUACCCAAAAUGCAACUUGAAGAGACACAGAGAUCUGGUUCUAACUCCACUCCAACAGAUUUUAAACAUUUCAACCUUAAUCUUCAGCACCGGCCAACUUUGAGUCGGGUGACAUCUCUUGAGUCAAUUUAUCGGACUUCAUGCAGCUCCCUCUGAAGCCACGAAAGACUUCACAGCUUUACUCUCACAUUGGCAGUAGUACUCUCCAACCCCUUUAAACAGACUUUGAUGUGUAAAAUUGAUUCUCCUUAAAAGUGAAAAAUAGUGUUUACCUGCUGGCUCUGUCAAUCAUUCAUGUCAAACGUACUACCUUUUAAGAUUUAAUUUUUUUGUAGAUAACUUACCCUUUAUGUUUCCACAGUAAACGUGAGAGCCAGAGGGUUAUCAGCGUGUACUGAUAUUUCAAUGUGUACAUUUUUUUUUUCAAUUUAUAUGAGAAUCAACUUUGAUGGUAAGUGUAUGGGUUUAUUCAGAACAUUCAUUCCCCCAAAUUCUGUCAUGAACAGUGUUUCAACAUCAGUCAUUUUAUUAAAUUGAAAUAAAUCAA
Anoplopoma fimbria (sablefish) is the source of this 1699-nucleotide messenger RNA. RefSeq lists its product as uncharacterized. The transcript has 7 exons. Bases 148 to 678 code for a protein of 176 amino acids. The record is from RefSeq and is a predicted model, not a curated record. Lineage: Eukaryota; Metazoa; Chordata; Actinopteri; Perciformes; Anoplopomatidae.